CCGGGCCGGGGUCAGCGGCGGGGCCGGUGAGUGCCGGGGUCGGGCCGGGAUCAGCGGCGGGGCCGGGAUCAGCGGCGGGGCCGAUUCAUCUGGAAGGAACAUAACCCUGCUGCUUCACCGACUGGCUGGAAGCAGAGGCUCAUCUUCCCCUCUCUGUGCCUGUGUGGCCACCCUGAGCCAGGGCAGGGGAAGGGAAGCACAGGACCCCUUUGGAAGGGAAGCAGCAGGACCCCUUUGGAAGGGAAGCACAGGACCCCUCUGUGAUUCCCUGACCUUGUCCAGGGGAACAGGAUGGAUGGCAGGGAGUGGUACCAAAUGUUGGUUCCAGCAGAGUCCAAGUCUCUUCUGUAAAGAGAACUUCCAGCAUCAAGAAAGCUGAAAAGCAAAGAAAAAACCCCAGAAUGGAAGGAAACAGCCCCAGUCUGCAGCUCCAGCAGCUCCCGUUGGCCACAGCAGCAGUUUCUGUGCAGCCACACACAGACUCCUUCUCCUACAAGGAGAACCUGAUUGGGGCACUUCUGGCUAUUUUUGGGCACCUUGUCAGCAGCAUUGCCCUCAACCUGCAGAAAUACAGCCACAUCAGGCUGGCAGGCUCCAAGGACCCCCGGGCCUACUUCAGAACCAAGACCUGGUGGAGUGGGUUCCUGCUGCUGCUGCUGGGGGAGCUGGGAGUGUUCUCCUCCUAUGCCUUUGCUCCUCUCUCACUGAUUGUGCCCCUCAGUGCAGUGUCUGUUGUGGCUAGUGCAAUCAUAGGAAUUAUAUUUAUUAAAGAAAAAUGGAAGCCCAAGGAAUUUUUGAGGCGUUACGUGCUGUCCUUCGUGGGCUGUGGCCUGGCAGUUGUUGGCACUUACCUGCUGGUGACAUUUGGACCCAAUAGCCACGAGAAGAUGACAGCAGAAAACAUCACCAGGCAUUUAGUGAGCUGGCCAUUCCUGCUCUACAUGCUUGUGGAGAUCAUUGUGUUCUGUCUGCUCCUGUACUUUUACAAGGAGAGAAAUGCAAACUACAUUGUCAUUAUUCUCCUGCUGGUGGCUUUGCUGGGUUCCAUGACGGUGGUGACAGUGAAGGCUGUGGCAGGGAUGGUCCUGGUGUCCAUCCAGGGCUCCCUGCAGCUGGACUCACCCAUCUUCUACAUCAUGUUGGUGUGCAUGGCUGCCACAGCCAUCUACCAGGCCACGUUUUUAGCUCAAGCCUCCCAGCUCUAUGACUCAGCUCAGAUCUCCAGCAUUGGCUACAUCCUAUCCACCACAGCAGCAAUCUCAGCAGGAGCAACUUUUUACCUGGACUUCAUGGGUGAAGAUGUUCUCCACAUCUGUAUGUUUGCACUGGGGUGCCUCAUAGCAUUCCUGGGAGUUUUCCUGAUCACCAGGAACAGGAAGAAGCCCGUCCCCUUCGAGCCCUACAUCUCCAUGGAUGCCAUGCCAGGCAUGCAGAACAUGCACGACAAAGGGAUUGCAGUGCAGCCUGACCUCAAGGCCUCCUUCUCCUACGGCGCCCUGGAGAACAACGACAGCAUGCCAGAAAUGUACAGCCCAGCCACGCUGCCCAUCGUGCAGGAGCAGCACGGGCCCAGGGGCGUCUCUGCCCCUCCCUACAGGGUGCUGGAGCACAGCAAGAAGGAGUGAGUGACCUUCAGGGACUCGGCAGUCUGACCUUUAUUUAUUUACCUGUUCAAAUAGAAGCGAGCGUAAAGCCGACCUUGAGAAGAGUUUUAAGCCCGUCUGGAGCUGAACUUUCCAGGCUGGUUAUUAAAAUAAACAACUUUUUCUAGUUGGGAACUUGGCAGGGAGCAGAUCCCAGUUGUGCAUGGACUGCUGCUGGCUGGGAGUGUGGACUGAUGGACUGGGGAGUGCAGCCCUGUGGAGCUGAUGGGAGAGGAGAUGCUGUGCAAGUGACUGUGCAGUUUUCAGCCCUGCUGGGAGUGGUUCUAUCUCCAGACAAGUUCUCAGGAGCUGCUCACAGGGAGAGGAGGACAGGAUUGAAUCUUUCAUUUACAGGGACUGUGACAGAUUUCCAGGAAGGCUCUAAAUCCUGGUGUGGCCAUGGAGCUCCCCUGACACAGCAAUAAAUGGAAUUGUUUUGAAGCACCAA
This is a messenger RNA of Agelaius phoeniceus (red-winged blackbird), 2091 nucleotides long. RefSeq names its product NIPA like domain containing 3 (gene NIPAL3). Gene Ontology annotation, molecular function: magnesium ion transmembrane transporter activity. Gene Ontology annotation, cellular component: membrane. The record is from RefSeq and is a predicted model, not a curated record. Gene Ontology annotation, biological process: magnesium ion transport. NCBI's taxonomy places the organism in Eukaryota, Metazoa, Chordata, Aves, Passeriformes, Icteridae.